Drosophila pseudoobscura is the source of this 6545-nucleotide messenger RNA. It is a transcript of the gene Pkn, whose product is annotated as serine/threonine-protein kinase N. Gene Ontology annotation, biological process: intracellular signal transduction; peptidyl-serine phosphorylation. The transcript is spliced from 11 exons. Gene Ontology annotation, cellular component: nucleus; cytoplasm. Gene Ontology annotation, molecular function: ATP binding; protein serine/threonine kinase activity; small GTPase binding. Lineage: Eukaryota; Metazoa; Arthropoda; Insecta; Diptera; Drosophilidae. The coding region runs from base 102 to 5066 and encodes 1654 amino acids. The record is from RefSeq and is a predicted model, not a curated record.
AAAAUGACCAAAGUGUGGUGGUAAUCAGUAGAAACUCCUCACCCCACCCCACCCCACCGCACGACCCGAGUGUGCGUCUUAGCGGGAAAACGAGUUGAAUUAUGUCCAGACUUAUAAACCGAAUACGCAGCAUGAUCAAUCCAUCCCAGCGCCAGCGGGACAGGGAUAACGAGUCCGCCGAUUCGGUUUCGGUGUCGGUGUCGGUGUCCAGUGCCCCACAGUCUGUUCGGAGGUUUCAUUCCCUGCCCCGCCCCCUUCGCCGUCGCAGAUGCAGUGGCAACUCCACGGCGAGACGGUCCAACAGCGGCCUCUGGGACCGCAUGAUGAGCAAUGUUUUCGGCACAGACGACGGCGAUCAGGGCUACGACGAUGAUGGAACCCAGUACAUUGAUUCGGUAAAUGGUUCCUGUUACGAGAUAUCCGGAGAUGGCGAAUACAUCAAGCAUCCCGUUCUGUACGAACUCAGUCAUAAAUAUGGAUUCACAGAGAACCUGCCGGAGAGCUGUAUGUCCAUACGGCUCGAGGAGAUCAAGGAGGCGAUUCGCCGCGAGAUCCGCAAGGAGCUGAAGAUCAAAGAGGGCGCCGAGAAGCUGCGCGAGGUGGCCAAGGACCGGCGCUCCCUCAGCGAUGUGGCGGUGCUCGUGAAGAAGAGCAAGAGCAAAUUGGCGGAACUCAAGUCCGAGCUGCAGGAGCUCGAGAGUCAAAUACUCCUAACGUCGGCCAACACGGCCGUCAACAGCAACGGACAAGAAUCGAUUAAUGCCAACAUCGAUCCCAAUGGCGGGAUAAUUAUGGGCGGUGCCCUGGGGGGCGGUGGUGGCACCGGCGCACCCUCCACCGCCAACGACAAAGUCCUGACGUCGCUGGAGAAGCAGCUGCAGAUCGAGAUAAAGGUGAAGACGGGGGCGGAGAAUAUGAUCCAGUCACUGGGCGCCGGCUGCGACAAGAAGCUGCUGGCGGAGGCCCACCAAAUGCUGGCCGACUCGAAGGCCAAAAUCGAGUUUCUGCGGCUGCGGAUCAUCAAGGUCAAACAGAAUCGUGAGCAGGCCGAUCGGCUCAAGGCCACGCGCCAGCUGAUGGAUGAUGGCCAGCCGCAGAGCCUGGAGACGACGCUGGAGGAGCGCAUCGAGGAGCUGCGUCAUCGGCUGCGCAUCGAGGCGGCCGUCGUCGACGGAGCCAAGAAUGUCAUACGAACUCUCCAGACGGCGAAUCGAGCCCCAGACAAGAAGGCGCUGCAGGAGGCCACUGGUCGCUUGUCGGAGUCGUCGAGGAAACUGGAUCUCUUGCGAUAUUCGCUGGAUCUGCGGCGCCAGGAGCUGCCAGUGGACUCUCCUGCGGCCCAGCAGCUGAAGACGGAGCUGCAGAUCGUGCAGCAGUCGACGUCGCCGGUGCCCGUGACCUACACAUCGCUGCAGACCGGGCAGGGUGGCCUGUUGGGGGGCAAGCCCUACCAGUCGGUGUCGUCGCUGGGGCGCUGUGCCAGUGUCACGGGCAAGCUGGAGGUGCGACUGAUGGGCUGCCAGGGCCUGCUGGAGGAUGUUCCGGGGCGUUCGCGACGCGACAAGGACAACAGCUCUAGUCCCGGCGAUCUGCGGAGCUUCGUCAAGGGCGUGACCUCGCGCAGCAGCUCCAAGAGCUACUCGGUGAAGGACGAGACCUCGUUCGAGAUCAUGGCCGCCAUCAAGCUGGACAACAUCACCGUGGGACAGACCUCCUGGAAGCCCUGCUCGCAGCAGGCCUGGGACCAGCGCUUCUCCAUCGAUCUAGACCGCUCCCGAGAGCUCGAGAUCGGAGUCUUUUGGCGCGACUGGCGUUCCCUGUGCGCCGUGAAGGUCCUGCGACUGGAGGAAUUCAUCGACGAUGUGCGCCACGGCAUGGCCCUGCAGCUGGAGCCCCAGGGCCUGCUCUUCGCCGAGAUCAAGUUUCUCAAUCCCAUGAUAUCGCAGAAGCCCAAGCUGCGCCGCCAGCGCAUGAUCUUCAACAGACAGCAGGCAAAGAACAUCCCCCGUGCCAAGCAGAUGAACAUCAAUGUGGCCACCUGGGGUCGCCUGCUCAAGCGGAAUGCCCCCAACCAUGUCCACAUGGGAUCGGGCGAAGCCACAGGCGCUGCGGCUGCCCCUGCCCGCGACUCGGAGUCGCCCAUUUCAAGGACUCCCUCGUCGGAUGCCCUGGUGGAGCCGGAGCCGUAUACACCCGGCGAGCAGGCCCAAAAUCUGGAGUUCAAUCCGGAUGCGGGCAUGCACGAGCACGUGGAAACGCCCGGCGAGUACCCGGAUCCGGCGGCCAGCGGGUUGAGUGGCAUGCGCCCACUCUCCAUGCACAUGCAGGGGAUCAGCGUCCUGCCACCCGACACACCUCCCGUUUCCGCCGCCGCAGCGGCCGCUGCCGCUGGCAGACCCAGCUCGCUCAUCAUACAGAUGCCGCCGUCGGCUGGAGGCGCGAAGGCACCAGCGGUCAUCGGUGGCCGCACGGCCGCCCCCACAACGGCGCCACCGCCGCCACCAUUGCUCAAGUCAUCGACCACCACGCCGGUGUUGGACCAGGAGCUGCAGGAUGCCUUGCACGAAUUUGAUUUCCUCUCCGACAUGGACUCGCGUCCGACCACGCUGCGGCGCCUGCUGAAAGAGCGGGACAUGGAGCAGCUGCAGCUGGACCAGGAGGCGCUCGAGAGCCUGCUGCUGCAGCAGCAGCAGUCCGAGCAGCAGGCCCUGCACCAGAGGCAGCUGCAGGAGCAGCAGAGAUUGCAACAGUUCCAGGAGGCCCAGCGUCAGGCCAUCCUCGAGCUGUGCGAACAGCAGGAGAGGGAAAAGCAGCAGCAGCAGCAGCAAAAAGAUCAGGCGAGACAUAAGGAGAAGGAGAAGCAGCUCCAGCAUCAGCAGAAGCAACGCAUGAUCGAGCAGUGCAUUGCCGAGUCCUCCGAGUGGGCCAAGCAGCGCCAGAGCCAGCCACCGCCGCCACCACCACCACCUCCUCCUCCGCUGUCACCCACCCAGUCAACACUAACCACAGACCAGACACCGCUCCCGAGCCCGCUACCGCUACCGCUCUCGAUCUCGCCAGCCAGCCGCCCAGUCACCUACCCCUGCCCCAGCCAAAGUCCACUCGUCUUGCCACCAACCAACCAAUUUCAGUUGCAGCCCGAUCCUGCCCAGACCAGCAGUCGCUUUGCCGCCGUCGAGGAUCUGUCGCGGCCAUCGGCUGUGGAACAGCAGCUGCACCGUCCGGUGCUGACCAUGCCGCCGGUGGUGCUGCUGGGCUGCCGGGAGGAGGACAGAUCGGUGCCGCCCUCGCCCCUGGUCGAGUAUCCCGAGGACGAUGACGAGUAUCUGUACAGGGCCGAUGGCGGCGGGGGCAGCCGGGAUCUGGUGCAGUCCAGCCACAGUUCCAGUGCGGGCGAUCGUUUCUGUGUGGAGGCGCAUAUCAGUCUUGUACAUAUCACCCUCGAACCCAUCGAUGCCAGCUGCACCACCAGCUGCCUGAUAGAGGAGGUGGCCGAGCCAGAGCCACAGCCGGAGACAAAGGCGGUGGCAGAGGCACAGUCCCACUGCCAGUCGCAGUCGCUGUUGUCGCAGUCGCAGUCGGAGGCAUUCGUUGAGAGUGUAUUGCUUGAGACAGUUGUUGAAAAGUUAGACAGUUCGACGAGUGAAGAGGAGCAGCUGGAGCAGGUUAUACCGCAGUUGGGAAAACUCUAUGUGGGCAGCAGUCAACAGCAGUAUGGACAGUCCUCGCCUAUCAUCCAGGAGCCGCCGACUCCGACCAUCUAUUGCGUUAGUGCGUCGGCCGGCGCACCGCAAUUCCCGCAGCCCACACAGCGCCAGGACAAGCUGCAGCAGCAGCCUGGGCAGCAGCCCAUCUAUGCGAAUCAGUACGAGUUAAACGUGGCCAAGGCAGCGGCUGCCGCCUCAGUGUACACGCCUACGCCCACGCCCAGCUCCUCAUCGACGAGCAACACCAGCCAGCAGGGGCAGCGCAAGAAUGUGGCUCGGGGACUGCAGUUCCGCGAGACUGGGGGUCACGACGGGGGGCGUCUGGUCAAGCCUGGACCGCCUCCGAAUGCAGGCAUGCUGUCGAUGGACAACUUCCGACUGCUGAGUGUGCUGGGACGAGGACACUUUGGCAAGGUGAUCCUGUCGCAGCUGCGCAGCAACAACCAGUACUAUGCCAUCAAGGCGCUGAAAAAGGGCGACAUUAUCGCCCGCGAUGAGGUGGAGUCGCUGCUGAGCGAAAAGCGCAUCUUCGAAGUGGCCAAUGCCAUGCGCCACCCGUUUUUAGUCAAUUUGUAUUCGUGCUUCCAGACCGAUCAACACGUUUGCUUUGUGAUGGAGUACGCUGCCGGAGGAGAUCUGAUGAUGCACAUCCAUACGGACGUGUUUCUGGAGCCGCGUGCCGUUUUCUAUGCAGCCUGCGUUGUGCUGGGGCUCCAGUAUCUGCACGAAAAUAAGAUCAUCUACCGCGACCUGAAGCUGGACAACCUGCUGCUGGACACGGAUGGGUAUGUGAAGAUCGCCGACUUUGGCCUGUGCAAGGAGGGCAUGGGCUUCGGUGAUCGCACGGGUACUUUCUGCGGCACGCCCGAGUUUCUGGCACCCGAAGUCCUCACCGAGACCUCGUACACGAGGGCCGUGGACUGGUGGGGUCUGGGGGUGCUCAUCUUUGAGAUGUUGGUUGGUGAGUCACCUUUCCCUGGCGAUGAUGAGGAGGAGGUGUUCGAUUCAAUUGUGAAUGAUGAGGUCCGCUAUCCGCGCUUCCUCUCACUCGAGGCCAUAGCCGUGAUGCGUAGGCUACUGCGCAAGAAUCCAGAGCGACGUCUAGGAUCGUCGGAGCGCGAUGCGGAGGAUGUCAAGAAGCAGGCAUUCUUCCGGUCCAUUGUCUGGGAUGAUCUGCUGCUUCGUAAGGUCAAGCCACCGUUUGUACCCACGAUUAACCAUCUGGAAGAUGUCUCGAACUUUGAUGAGGAAUUCACGUCGGAGAAGGCGCAAUUGACGCCACCAAAGGAGCCGCGCCACCUGUCCGAGGAUGAGCAGGUGCUCUUCCAGGACUUUUCAUACACGGCCGAAUGGUGUUAGUGUCCCGCAACACGCCCCCCGUGUCCAGUUAGUCUUAUGGGCUCACCAAGGGCCUAGCCCGAUCGUUCUAACCCUCGCCCUCUGCUUUUAAAUGUGUAUGAAUUAUUGUUAGCUUAAGUGAAUGUGAGUUAAAUAUUUAAACAGGAACGCCUCCAGAUAAUACCCAUACAGGACAUAUAUUAUAUCUAAUCACUGGAGUGUUGCUCACUUGCUCACCGAAACAAGCAUUAACAAAAUCCACUAGAAGACGUCCUCUUUGAGGGCACAACAAGCGCAUUUUUCGAUCAUCAAUCAGGAGCAGAGCCGGAUCGCUUUCAAUCCAAUCCAAAACAAUACAAUACCCUUCCCCUCCAUCAGCAUGAACCAUAUUGCAUAGCAUGCAUCUUUUAAUUUCCUAACGCGAGAACGAGAAUAUAUUGAAUAGUCUGACGAACCCUAGGAAGGCCUUAUACGCAACGUUGUAGAUUUUGGACAGAUUUAUUGUGAGCCAGGUUCCAAAUAGAUUUUAGAGAUGAAAAUUAUGUAUACACACAGCUAUUUUACAAGCGCCACCAGUAGGAGAUCAGAUCAGAUCGUAUCGGAUCGGAUCAAAGCGGAACGGAGCGUAGCAACAUAUUUUCAUAAACCACAUACAAGAACAAAUUCACGGAUACAUAUAUUUUAUACAUAUAUUGCAUGCACACAUCCCAGGAAAAUGUCUUGAUAAAAGAGCUCAUCCUCUAAACAUAUUUUUAGAUAAAGAACGAAGGAGAGAAAGUUAGAAAUUGAGAGAUAAUACUUACAGUUUUAAAGUGUAACCCCUGUAAAUUUCUUUGCGUUUUCAAAUCAACUCGUGUCAGCCAAUUGUGUGCCCGAGUUGUGUUAUAUUUUAAAGCUACAUUUUAUUAUUUUUUAAUUCACACACAACGCCUACAUUUGUUAUUUAUUAUUAUUAUACAAAAAACUGUAUUGCUUUGAGCAUUUUAAUUCAAUGAUAUAUGGAUUUCAAACGAUUCGCUUGUAUGCCCACGAGAGAAAUAGAGAAUGGAACGGAACGGUACGCUUUAACAGGAAAAAACAUAAUGCCGUUCGGAGAGAGUCUGCCCCUCGUUGCCAGAGACAUGUGGCAUGCGAUCGGAUUGUUGUUUCACUUAAGAUCUAUGCUAUUUGUAAUUUAAUUUUUAAAUUGUAUUUAAGUUUGUAAUAAUCAAUUAUGGAAGCGUAGGCUAAGCUAUCAUUAUGUGAAGAUAAUUAUUGAUAAAUACGAUUAUGAUAACGAUCGUGCACUGCACCCCUCAUGCAGAACAAUAUACAACCAAGCAGAUCUAUUGUCAUUACGAUUAUGAUUAUGAUUAUAAUUACAACGGCAACUUGCGGCCUGGAAUAUCGAUUCAUCACCAACAAAAAUGUCCCCCCAUUCCCUUUAGCUGCCAAGUUGUGCGUGUAUCCUCUUAUUUAUGCAACUAUGAUAUGAUUUUUGAAUAAAUGUAUCUAUCGCUA